Talaromyces atroroseus is the source of this 1371-nucleotide messenger RNA. RefSeq lists its product as hypothetical. The record is from RefSeq and is a predicted model, not a curated record. The transcript is spliced from 3 exons. Lineage: Eukaryota; Fungi; Ascomycota; Eurotiomycetes; Eurotiales; Trichocomaceae. The coding region runs from base 1 to 1371 and encodes 456 amino acids. Gene Ontology annotation, molecular function: L-ornithine transaminase activity; identical protein binding; pyridoxal phosphate binding. Gene Ontology annotation, cellular component: cytoplasm.
AUGACUUCCGCAGCAGUUUCUUCAACUGAGGGCAUCUCUCCAAAGGCUCCCAAUGAGCCCUCAACUUUGUUAACGACUAUUGAGGUACGUCCCGACGAACCAGAAAACUCGGAAUACUCUACUGCCGACUACCUCCAUUACGACGCGCUAUACACCGUCGAAGGCAUGCCAAGUCACGAUGUGAUCAUGACGAAGGGUCAAGGGGCAUUCCUGUGGGAUCUCCAUGGCAAGAAAUACAUUGACUUCAAUGCCGGUUUCUCUGCAUGUAAUCAGGGCCACUGCCAUCCCAAGAUUGUGCAAGCAAUGAUACAACAAUGUCAGCAACUAGCGAUGCCCUCGCGGAGCGUUCACGUGGCGCAAUACCCCAUGUUUUGCAAAAGGCUAUGUGAAGUGACCGGAUAUGAUAAGGUUGCUAUGCUGAAUGGGGGCGCAGAGGCGGUCGAUAUGGCUGUCAAAUUCGCGCGCGCAUGGGGGUAUAAGAAGAAGGGAAUCGCAGAAGGUGAGGCCAUUGUACUCACUGCGGUUGCGAAUUAUCACGGUCGAUCUCUGAGUUUGCUGUCUGGUUCAACUGACGGUCAUUACAGAAAGAACUGCGGACCAUGGAUGCCCAAUGUUGGUCCCUAUUGUGCCGGUAAUACAAUUCGAUUUGGUGUGACUGAAGACCUUGAAGAGGCAUUCAACAAAUGUGGUACACGCAUUGCUGCAUUUUUAGUUGAAUGUGUUCAGGGACAUGCCGGCUGUCUUGCUCCCACUGAUGAGUAUCUAAUGGCGGUGCGAGAGCUUUGUACGAAACAUAAUGUUCUUUUUAUUGCCGACGAAAUUCAAGCUGGAUUAGGUCGUACAGGGUCUAUGUUUUCAUUUGACUCGGCUUAUAUCAAGCCUGAUAUGGUGGUUCUUGGGAAAUCUCUUUCCGGUGGUUUGUACCCUAUCUCCGCGGUGGUAGGAACUGCCGAUGCUUUGGGAGGUGUUGAGCCUGGACAAUACGGCUCUACAUUCUCUGGAAAUCCAUUAGCGAGUGCCAUCGCCCUGGCAGCCCUGAAUGUCAUACUCGACGAACAACUCCCUGAUCGAGCCCACAAACUUGGCGAAAUGUUUUAUAAGAAGCUCGCCGAGAUUGACUCGCCCUACUUUGAUACUGUAACUGGGAAAGGCUUGUUCCGAAGUAUCUACAUCCAUGAAACCCACCCUCAAGGCCGGGUGACUGCAAAGCGACUCGUGGACCUGUGUCUGAAAAGAGGUCUUGUGGCGAAUGCAUCAGGGAGACGUCUGAGGGUUUGUCCAUCACUUGUUAUUGAUAUAGAGACAAUGCUUGAGGGGGUGAAGAUCUUGGAGCAGGCCUUGAAAGAUUUACCGCAUAUGGAGACAAUAUAG